Molecule: messenger RNA, 2058 nt
Organism: Symbiodinium sp. CCMP2592
Lineage: Eukaryota; Dinophyceae; Suessiales; Symbiodiniaceae
Source: the annotation of a GenBank genome assembly
AUGUCGUCAGUCUCGCUUGUCCCUCGAGUGGAGCAGGACAUUAAGGCGAGCAUGGAUAGCCUGCAGCUGAACUUCGGUUUGGACGCCAAGGUGGUCGCAGAAGUGCUCGGCACUGGGAUCCGCCACCUCGAGGAGUUUCGCUUCUUAUUCGAGAACGAGGCGGCGAUAGGUACCUGGGUGGGGAAGUUGGGGCUAGGGGACGCCACUAUGUUGCAGACCGCCCGCCUCCGUAGGGCGUGGAAGGCAACAUGCACAUACUACACCCAGGCGGAGCAAGACCGCUCUAAGGUUGCCUUGGCCGACCUCGACUCGAUGUUGGCGGACUCCGAACUUCGCACGCUGAAGGAAGCCUUUUGGAUUCGCUACAAGUUGCGCUUUCCUGCCGAAGUGCAACCCUCCGACGCAACAGUCUCCCGCAUCUCUCGGGAACUUUCCAAAAGGAUGCUUUGUAUAUAUGACGUAUGGCGAGUGCGAUCCCUACAAUUCCAGUUAGGCACCUCACAAAAGCGGCGCAAGCUGGCUGAUGGCCUCUACACCGACGAGCCCGAAGUCGACGAGGUCGUCGCUCGGGAUGUGGACACAUAUCUUCACAAGCUCCACACGCUUAUGAUCGCAUACGCGCUCAACGGGGUGCAGGUGAUCGCGGGAGUGGACCCGGCGGGAGAGAAGGCGCUGGGCGCCAACUCUUGCCAGUUCGUCGAGGUGCCUUUGGAUUGUGUGCUGGCAUACUACUACCGGGCCCGUAAGGCCGCCAUGCAAGUCGCUCCCGCGCAGCGGCUAAGCUGGCUUCAGCAUCGGGAUGCCGAGGAGCGAGCUGAGUGGGUCUCGCGGUUCCGGGAGGGGACCCGGACGCUUGGAGCAGUUAUUAAAGAGGUUAUGGAAGCACGUGACGCCCACUGGUUGGCGCCAGCGCUGCCGGAGGGAGGGCCAGUCGCUCCGAAGCCCCAGCCAGUGAUCGCUGAGCCAACCAAGUCCUUGUUCGUCCCGGGACCCAUGGUGGGAGGCAAGCCCACAGCUCGUGUGAUGAAAGAUGGCACCAAGCUUUGCGGUGACUACCAGAAAGGGUCCUGCAAGCACGCACCUCCGUGCCCGAAUGGGGCCCAUCGCUGCGCCGUGGUUCUCCGGGCCGAGCGCGUCUGUGGUGCGCCCAACCAUGGGGCAGCGAAGUGCAAGGCCAAGGCGAAAGCGAGGACAGUGGGGGAUGCUGAGCCCGGGGUCGCGGACUCCCCCUUCGCAGGGGAGUUGACCCCUUGCCUGGUGAUGCUUCACCGCGAAGACAUCAUUCUGGGCCGUGCUUUUCAGUGCUGCGGUUGGACAGUCUUGGCUGCCGAUCGCUUGACCCAAGAGGCCGAUUGCAUUUGGACGGGGCUGGCCGGGCCUCCGCCUAUCUCGCCGGACUCCUUCGAGCAGCUGUUGCAAGGCUGUGCCUCCAGGGGGGCUGCCGUUGUUCAGGAGGGGGUUCCUCCAGAAACAGGCUCGGCCAGCAGUCCUUCAGCAGUUUGGCUCGAUCUCUGGUACGAUUCCUGCGUUUUUCUCGAUGUGCACAGGCAUACUAGGCUCCUUCGACACAACGUGGCCGAGAUCCAGCAAUGGCCUUCGGUUCGGUGCCACCACCGCCACCUGCCUCAGGGGAGUGACUCCUGGGGGGAGGGGUCGCGAGAGUCUCCGCCCAUUCCCACGGCCUGCUUCGCCUUUUCCGUGGCAGUCUCCCUGAGCUGGUGGGCUGCUAGGUGUGGCCGAGCGAAGCUCCGGGUCCAUCAAUGGCCGUUGGUGGAGCCGGUGGGUCGGCGCGAGCAUUGGGUGGACGUUGACCCCCGAUCGCGCGCCGACUGGGCAGUGGAGCCUAUGGCUGUAUUCUUGGGCCUGCGCCCACACGAUCCGGGAAUGGACCGCCUGGUCGGCCGGCCCAGCAAAGAGGAAGGCAUAUCAGAGGAGUUCAAGGAGCGAGCCAAGCAGCAGCUACGCCGCAUGCAAGCACUCGGACUGGAUGUGUUCGUUUCGGAUUCUGGCGAGAUCUUCUCUCAAGAGGACUUGAAGCAGCUUCUUGGAAUCAAGUAG